GACUACGUACACACAGCUGGUUCCUUGGUGAGGAAGUGUGACAAAGAUGGAACUUGGAGUGAUUCGGAACCGAGAUGUGUUCCCAAUUUUUGUAAACCCCCUAAGAUGCCACCAAACAUGGACGACAAAAUUAAAGUCGAAGAUACAUAUGGCGGCAAACAGAAAAUAAAGUACAAAUGCCAGAAGGAUUAUGCUCUCACAUCUGGUUCCUUGGAGAGAACAUGUGAAAUAGGCGGCACUUGGAGUGGCUCGGAACCUAAAUGUGCCCUAAAAGAGUCCAUAAAAUUCUGUACACCUCCCCAAAUGCCACCAAACAUGGACGGCAAACUUAAACUGAAAGAUACAUAUAACGUAAAGCAAAAAAUAAAGUACAAAUGCCGGAAGGAUUAUAUCCUAACAGCUGGUUCCUUGGAGAGAAGCUGUGAAAAAGGCGGCACUUGGAGCGGCUCAGAACCUAAAUGUGUCCUGAGCUUUUGCACCCGCAAUAACGCACCAAGCAACGUUGAGGGAAUUGUUCCAUUUAAGAACCAUUAUUAUCUGAACGAAGCCGUAAAGUACAAGUGCAAGAAAGGUUAUGUGCAUCUCUCCGGCCCCGUGAAGCAGACGUGUCGGUUGGGCGGCAUUUGGAGUGGAUCGUGGCCACACUGUGACCUUUGCCCAGCCCUCAAAAAACCAGCCCAUGGUACUAUGCAAGUGACCGGUAACCAAAGAGGACAGACGGUGAGAUACGCGUGCGACAGUGGGUACAUUAUGACCGCAGGUAACAGGGUCCGUAGAUGCCAGGUGAACAACAACCUGGCACAGCUACGCUGGAAUGGAACAGAACCGACAUGCUCAUUACGUGAAUGCAUCACAAGGUCCCCAUGCCAAAACAACGGGACAUGCAGAGACACUGCAAAGGGAUAUACCUGCACCUGUUCCUCUGGUUUUACGGGAAAGGACUGCGAAACCAACAUAAACGACUGUCAUUCCGCACCUUGUAAAAAUGGUGCUAAGUGCACCGACAGAGUGAAUGGUUUCUCGUGCGACUGCGCGUCUGGGUUCACGGGAGAAACGUGCGAUGUGAACAUCAAUGAGUGCCUUUUCUCACCUUGUAAAAGUGGUGGGACGUGUACGGACGGCAUUAAUGGGUAUACAUGUAUCUGUCCAGUAGGAUUCACCGGGGCCAACUGUGAAACCAAGACAGAUGGCUGUGCCUCUAAACCUUGUCAGAAUGGAGCAAGCUGUACCGACGAUAUCAACAGUUAUACGUGUUCGUGUCUUGCAGGAUUUACCGGUCAAAACUGUGAAACAAACGUGGAUGACUGCGCGUCUAAACCGUGCAAAAAUGGGGCCUCUUGUACAGACCUCAUCGCCAGCUAUGCUUGCUCCUGUCCUGUUGGAUUUACCGGUGACAACUGUGAAACCAACAUCGACGAAUGCGCAUCCAACCCUUGCCUUAACGGUGGAACGUGCAGUGACACCAUAGGCGGCUACUCUUGUGCGUGUCUUAACGGGUACAGCGGAUUAUUCUGUCAAACCCAGAGAGACCAGUGUGCCUCAGAUCCUUGCAGAAAUGGUGGAACAUGCAUAAAUAAGGGACAUGGAUACACGUGCUUGUGCCAGCUGGGAUUUAAAGGUAUGAAUUGUGAGCUUCCUGCGACCACAGUGCCGAGUAUCAACGUGGCAACUACCCCUUCGACAAUGAAACCCAAAGGCUACUGUAUGGCUGAUAAUAAACUCUACAAGGAAGGGGAAACAUGGGACAUCGGUUGCCAGCAAACAUGUCGGUGCAUUUCCUCAGAUAUGAACUUCUACUACUGCGAAGCCAAGUGUAGCACUGAUUGGAAAACGGUGGGGCUUCAGACUGGGUGUAAACUGAUCCCUCCCAAACCCGGAGAGUGCUGCGAAACGCUCAACUGUGACCAGCUUACACCACCACCGUAAAUUGUAGGGCGGCAUGACGUCAGACAUUGAGUUAUCUACAACAGAACGCCCUUAAAAUAGCAGUUAACAUAAAUGGACGAUUCAACGAACAUUGUAUGAAAAUGAAACUUUUUCAAAUAUUUACCAAAACUAUAAUAUUAUAUAUUUUGAAUAUUAUUAGAAUAAUUCGACAGAGUAAUGGGUUAUAGUUUUUUCCUUGUUUUUAAAUUAUUAUAACCAUGUUAAGUGAUUUAAAACAGAAAUCAUAAGUUGUUUAAAACUUAAAUGAAUGUGAAAAAUCACAGCAAGGGGUAAAUGGCUUAUGUGUAAGUUGAGAUUUUUUGUGAAA
Molecule: messenger RNA, 2254 nt
Organism: Lingula anatina
Lineage: Eukaryota; Metazoa; Brachiopoda; Lingulata; Lingulida; Lingulidae
Biological process (GO): axon guidance; Notch signaling pathway
Cellular component (GO): cell surface; signaling receptor complex; plasma membrane
Molecular function (GO): calcium ion binding; protein binding
Source: RefSeq, a predicted model, not a curated record